GAUUUCGAUAUUUAGGUCCAGAAUAUGACCGCGUCUAGGCGCAGGCAGUUCGGUGCAUAGCGUGCGAUGCAAACACAUUUAUAAAACGGAUUAGCACGCAGUGUUGCAUGAAAAACUGACUACAUUGGCAAAGAGCAACUAGAAUUGAUGCAAUCGAAAAUGAGAAGGAACAUCAUUUUUCAUUAGCUAACGUGUCUCGGUUGAAACGUUCAGAGUUAUCAUCAUCCUGUGAUAUAUUGACAGUGGUUGCCAUGUGUAAAAGGCAUGUUAUAGUUUUCACUUUUGUGGCUGUAGUGGCGGCCUUCAUUUGUGCAGUUACGGGAAAAAUCGCGCCCGAUUUUAUACACCCCUGCAAUACUACCGAGUCAGCAUGUCUAGUGCAAGCUACCCAAGACGCAAUUCCAGAGUUUUCCCAAGGCCUCCCUGAACUGGGAGUGCCUCCGCUAGAUCCUUUCGUCAUCGAAGAGCUGCCAAUUCAGCUUCCUGGUGUCAAGGUUACGUUCAUAGAUGGCAAAGUCACUGGUCUUAAAAAGUGCCAAGUGCUGAAUGUUGAAGCUUAUUUGGAAAGGAAUGUAUUUAUUCUCGAGAUACGCUGCAACAUCACGAUCAAAGGGAAGUACACAGCAGUGGGGAGGCUGUUGCUGUUCCCGAUAAAUGGAGAAGGAGACUCCAAAAUAAAAAUUGUGAAUUCAGUAAUAAAAUUGAACAUAAAGACAAAGUAUUUCAAGGACGAAGAAGGGCGCGACCACUUCGGCAUAAAGAGUUAUAGAUACUCCUUUGAUUACGGCGACCGAGUUCAUUACACAAUCAACAACUUAUUCAAAGGAAAUCCGGAGCUGAGUAACACAGUACUGCAGUUCUUGAAUGAAAAUUGGAAAAUUGUGACGGAAGAAUUUGGACAACCAGUUGUGGACUAUGCAAUGAACGUGACAAUAGAAACAGCGAAGAAAUUCUUCGAUGCCGUCCCUUAUGACGAAUUACUUCAUGUACCUAUACCUAAGUACUAAUUAUAAUUUUUAAACCUAUUGAAAGGCUGUAUUGGUUUUAUGUUACCAAUGAAGAGAUGUAAUUACAUUUACUUAGUUAUCGUA
This is a messenger RNA of Pieris napi, 1091 nucleotides long. RefSeq names its product circadian clock-controlled protein daywake-like. The record is from RefSeq and is a predicted model, not a curated record. Lineage: Eukaryota; Metazoa; Arthropoda; Insecta; Lepidoptera; Pieridae. The transcript is spliced from 5 exons. The coding region runs from base 252 to 1007 and encodes 251 amino acids.